Messenger RNA from Guillardia theta CCMP2712, 420 nucleotides. RefSeq lists its product as hypothetical. Lineage: Eukaryota; Cryptophyceae; Pyrenomonadales; Geminigeraceae. The record is from RefSeq and is a predicted model, not a curated record. The annotation marks the transcript as partial. The transcript has a single exon.
UACUCCCUCACAGUCUGUCAUACUCCCUCACAGUCUGUGAUACUCCCUCACAGUCUGUCAUACUCCCUCACAGUCUGUGAUACUCCCUCACAGUCUGUGAUACUCCCUCACAGUCUGUCAUACUCCCUCACAGUCUGUCAUACUCCCUCACAGUCUGUCAUACUCCCUCACAGUCUGUCAUACUCCCUCACAGUCUGUCAUACUCCCUCACAGUCUGUCAUACUCCCUCACAGUCUGUCAUACUCCCUCACAGUCUGUCAUACUCCCUCACAGUCUGUGAUACUCCCUCACAGUCUGUCGUACUCCCUCACAGUCUGUCAUACUCCCUCACAGUCUGUCAUACUCCCUCACAGUCUGUCAUACUCCCUCACAGUCUGUGAUACUCCCUCACAGUCUGUCGUACUCCCUCACAGUCUGUGA